This is a messenger RNA of Camellia sinensis, 2130 nucleotides long. Its product is annotated as protein NETWORKED 1A-like. Gene Ontology annotation, cellular component: plasma membrane. The record is from RefSeq and is a predicted model, not a curated record. Lineage: Eukaryota; Viridiplantae; Streptophyta; Magnoliopsida; Ericales; Theaceae. Gene Ontology annotation, molecular function: actin filament binding.
AUGGCAGAAGAGGAAAACAAUUUUUUUCUCUUGGAAACAUUGGCUCUUGAUAACCUGUCGGUGAUUUUCAAGAACUUUGGAACUGAAAAAUCUGUGGAACUAAAAUUACUCUGUGAAGAUAUGCACAAUCUUCAUGGGGUCAAUAGUGACCUUGAAAAGGAGGUUGGUGUAUUGGGAAGGGAGUUAGAAAUGAAAGAAACGGAAAAUUUACUUCUCAAAGAUUCAAUGAAGAAGUUGGAGGAGGAGCUGCUUGAGGUCAGAGAUUUCAAUAAUCAAUUGCGGCACGAAAUCUCAACGGGAAAGAAUUUCUUGUAUCAGAAGGAAAUCAAGCUUUUGGAAGUAGAGGAGAAGCUUAAAGCUACAGAGGAUCUGAAUUCAGAAUUGUGCGGAAUUGUGGAAGGACUAAAGAAGCAACAUGAGGAAUCAAUACGCAUGAAGGAAAAUUUAGAAAAGCACAUUUUUGAACUAUCUGAAGAAAAUGCAAGCCAGAACAAAGAAAUCGAAUGCCUUCGUGAAGUUAAUGGAAACUUAGAUUCUGAACUGGGUAUAUUACGGGAAGAUGUUGAAGUACACAGAAUUAGAGAAGAGAACUUGAAUUCGAAGCUGCAAGAGAUAGGCAACGAUUUUGAAAUGUGGGAGGCUGAGGUUGCAACACUCAAGUUCAAUCUUCAAAUCUCCGACAACCGUGAAGUUUUGUUUGAAAAUAAGUUUAACGAGCUUACUGGAGUAUGUGAAACUCUUGAAAACGAAAAUGCUUCUAAGACAGUUGAGAUAGAACAGAUGAAAGAAAGAGUUAGCUUCAUGGAGACUGAAAUUGGAGGCCUUAAGGCUCAGUUAUUUGCAUAUGCUCCUACCAUAAAUUCUCUGAGAGAUAACAUAGCAUCACUUGAGCACAAUGUCCUCUCUCCGCCAGAGCUUAACGUUGCUGACAAUCAAGAACAAAAGGAUGUGGAAUUGGUUCAUUAUCAUGAGAAAAGAUGUCAAGAACCGAUGGAAGAUCAUAACUCUGCGAUACUGAACAGAAUUUCAGCAUUGCAGAAUUUACAGACUAGGAUUAAAGCAGUUGAAAAGGUUGUAACAGAAGAGAAGAAAAAGCUGGUGAUGCAGAAAAGUUUACACACCAACAUCAAGCUAGAUGCUGCUUUGAAAGAGUUCGAAGAGUUGAAAUCCAACGACUGUGUCAGUCUAAAAAAAGACAAACAAAUGGCAGAGAUGGAGCUUCGAGAUGAGCUUGUUGACAGACUCAAGUUGCAGAAAACAAAACCGGAAAUUUCUGAAGUGAGGAAUGGGAUUCUGAUGAAAGAUAUUCCACUUCAUCACGUUUCAGACGGUUCGUUGUAUGGAAUAAGCAGGAGAAGGAAUCAUGGGGCUGAUGAUCAGAUGCUUGAGUUAUGGGAAGCUGCAGAGGACGGCUGUGGUCUUGAUCGAACACUCAAAGAGUCACACAAGCAAGCAAACAAACCAACAGAGGAUGAUACUCCGUGCCAGGAGUUUGAGCAUGCAGAGCACCAGAAUGAAAAUCACUCUUUGGACUUACAAGUUGAGAAGGAGUUGGGUGUUCAUAGAUUAGAGGUACCCACAUGUGUUCCUGAGCCGCAUCAGGAUCAGAACAAGAAAAAGAUCUUGGAGAGACUCGAUUCAGAUGAUCAGAUGCUGAAGAACCUUAUGAUGACAGUAGAAAACCUAAGAAGGAAAAUGGAAAUGAACAAGAAGAGAAAAAAGGCGAAGAGCAUUGAUUUUGAGACAGUGAAGGAACAGCAACAAGAAAUUGAGGAACUAUUGUGCAGCUUUCCUGAGCCGCAUCAGGAUCAGAACAAGAAAAAGAUCUUGGAGAGACUCGAUUCAGAUGCUCAGAUGCUGAAGAACCUUAUGAUAACAGUAGAAAACCUGAGAAGGAAAUUGGAGAUGAACAAGAAGAGAAAAAAGGCGAAGAGCAUUGAUUUUGAGAUAGUGAAGGAACAGCAACAAGAAGUUGAGGAACUAUUGUGCAGCUUGUGGAGGUUAACGGUCAACUGUCACAAAAUAUCGAGCAGAGCCCAUUGCAUUCGGAUGGAAAUGCUUCACCAGAGUUGGAAGAGGCUGGGGAUGUCCAAAAAAGAGAGUCUUGGAACAGGCACGAAAAGGGUCUGA